This is a messenger RNA of Angiostrongylus costaricensis, 369 nucleotides long. The record is from the annotation of a GenBank genome assembly. Lineage: Eukaryota; Metazoa; Nematoda; Chromadorea; Rhabditida; Metastrongylidae.
AUGGAUAAAGCAAAAGGACAGAAGAAGGAUAAGGAUUCAAAAGAAAAAGACGAGGUAAAAAGUGACGAAGGGAAAGAGGGCAAAGACAAAAAGGAUGAGGCGAAAGCCGAGAAAAUUAAGGAAAAAUCAAAGGAGACAUCGAAAGACGUGAAACCAAGUGACGACCUAAAGGAAAAGCUUAAGGAGGCUUCAAAAAAUGAAGAUCAAACGCAAGCAUCAACUGUGGCGGGACAUCAGAAAGGAGAUGAACAAGCACAGGCAACGAUACCAAAACCUGACGGUGAUGCACAGAGAAAGUCGAAGGACAGCGUGGAGAAGGAUGAUGCAACGCAAGUAUCAGGAGCACCAGAAGGUGACGAGACAAAGUAA